This is a messenger RNA of Saccostrea echinata, 2585 nucleotides long. RefSeq names its product phosphoenolpyruvate carboxykinase [GTP]-like. The record is from RefSeq and is a predicted model, not a curated record. NCBI's taxonomy places the organism in Eukaryota, Metazoa, Mollusca, Bivalvia, Ostreida, Ostreidae. Gene Ontology annotation, cellular component: cytosol. Gene Ontology annotation, molecular function: manganese ion binding; GTP binding; phosphoenolpyruvate carboxykinase (GTP) activity. Gene Ontology annotation, biological process: cellular response to dexamethasone stimulus; hepatocyte differentiation; propionate catabolic process.
AACAUUUUUCAACCGACCGGCGUCAGUUUAAGCUGCUCCAUCAUUUAUUAAUUAACAGGUUGAUUAAUUCCCACUGGUUUGACAAUGGAGGAUGACGCACCAGAAUUCAUUGAGGUCCAUGAAAUAGUAAUCCAGAAGCUUGGCCAUGUCCCCAUUGUCAAGGGGGACUUCCACAUGCUCCCCAAAAAAGUUCAGAAGUUUAUAGCGAAAUGGGUGUAUAAAUGUAAACCCCGAGCGCUGUAUAUCUGUGACGGGUCCCAUGCAGAAGCUGAGGAGAUCACACACAAACUGAUAGAGAGGGGAGUCCUCACACCGCUCCCCAAAUACGAAAACUGCUUUUUGUGUCGUACUGAUCCUGCUGAUGUGGCUCGAGUAGAAUCAAAAACGUGGAUUGCUACUGAUGAUAAAUACGAGACUGUACCACACGUACGCCCUGGAGUGAGGGGAAUUCUGGGACAGUGGAAAAGUACCAAGGAUCUGGAAGAAGAAGUGAAUGAGGAUUUUGAAGGAUGUAUGGCAGGUAGAACUAUGUACGUAAUUCCCUUCAGUAUGGGGCCUAUUGGAGGACCCCUCAGUAAGAUUGGUAUCCAGCUGACGGACUCAAACUACGUCCUCCUCUGUAUGAGAAUCAUGACCCGUGUUUCAGCCACGAUCUGGGAGGUGCUGGGAGAUGAUGAUUUUGUAAGAUGUGUUCACUCCAUGGGAUGUCCUCGACCAGUCCAGAGAAAGGUAAUCAAUCAUUGGCCAUGCAACCCAGACAAGAUAAUGAUUGGACAUUUCCCAGCCCGACGUGAGAUUACAUCAUACGGCAGCGGUUAUGGUGGUAACUCUCUGCUCGGUAAAAAAUGCUUUGCUCUGAGAAUCGCCAGUGUCAUUGCCAGAGAUGAAGGAUGGAUGGCCGAGCACAUGCUGAUUAUGGGACUGACCAAUGAAAAGACGGGGGAGGAGAAAUUUGUCUGUGCUGCUUUCCCAAGUGCUUGUGGGAAAACAAAUCUCAUGAUCAGACCAACCAUUCCUGGAUAUAAAGUUCAAGUCAUUGGAGAUGAUAUUGCCUGGCUGAGAUUUAAUGAGAAAGGAGAACUCCGGGCCAUUAAUCCAGAAGCUGGGUUCUUUGGUGUGGCUCCUGGCACUAACAUGAAGACCAAUCCCAAUGCUAUGCUUUCCUUCCAGAAGAAUUCCAUCUUUACAAAUGUGGCUGAGACAGCUGAUGGUGGCUUCUAUUGGGAGGGAAUGGAAGAUGAAGUUGAUAAGAACAUAGCAAUUACUAACUGGCUAGGACAGCCCUGGAAGAUAGGAAUGCCAGGAAAUGCUGCCCACCCUAAUUCCCGAUUCACCUGCCCGGCUGCCCAGUGUCCCAUCAUCCACCCCAAAUGGGAGGAUCCAGAAGGAGUCCCCAUCAGUGCCAUCAUUUUUGGUGGAAGACGCCCAACAGGUGUACCCCUGGUGUUCGAGUCAUUUAGCUGGCAGCAUGGCGUUAUGGUUGGAGCCUGUGUUAAGUCCGAGUCGACUGCAGCUGCAGAACACACAGGAAAGAAAAUCAUGCAUGACCCAAUGGCAAUGAGGCCAUUCAUGGGCUACAACUUUGGGAAGUACUUGCAGCACUGGCUUGACAUGGAACAACCUGGCAGAAAGAUGCCAAAGCUUUACCAUGUGAACUGGUUCCGUGUAGAUGAACAUGGUAAAUUCCUGUGGCCUGGUUUUGGGGACAAUAUUCGUGUUCUCGAUUGGAUCUUAAGAAGGUGUGAGGGAGAUGAAUCUAUUGCCGUUAAGUCUCCAAUUGGUUACCUCCCCAAAAAAGGGAGCAUUAACCUGGAUGGAAUUGAGAAACUUGACUGGGACGAACUUUUCAGCCUCCCCAAGCACUACUGGCUGGACGACACCAGGGAGAGCAAGAGAUUCUUGGAGGAUCAGGUCGGUAUUGAUGUCCCUCAGCCCAUCUGGGAUGAACUCAACGCCCAGGAGAAGCGCAUAGAGGAGGAGUUAUAAGACCCUUCAGCAAUAGAACUAGGUGAUCUAAGAGAGACAAUCUGAUCUUUCCUGCUAUAAGCUUGUACUUUUUUUGCAUAUUUAGGAAGGAGUUAAUAUCCUGCCUAAUAAAGACAUUAAUUUGUGAAUAACUGUUGUCUAUACUAAGUAUAGGAAGCAAAAUGUAUGUUUUAGGGAAAAAAAGUGUGAACAGGAGUUAGUUUUUCUUAAAAAUCAUGGAUACAAAAUGCAUAAUAUUAUAAAUCCUUUAGUAAAAAUCUAUACAUGAUAAUGAAUUUCAAAGAAGGUUGGUUUUAUUACUACAUCUUGAUAUGUAAGAUUUUUUUGAGCCGUUUGUUAUAUUGAUAUUUUGUAUUCACCGUUGUUUAGCAUUUUUUUUUUUUUUGUUCUGAGAGACUUGAUAACUCUGCUAACUUGAGAUAGAUGUAUCAGAUAUGCUUUUGUCCAUAAUUAAUUGUUUGUUCUGUUUGUUAUAGAUCCCAACAAUUGGUGCAUUUUGUUUGUUAAGCUUUUGCUUGCUUGUGCCAUUUUAAGUGCGUUUUUAUUUUGUAGGAUGUACAUGUAAUAAUUCAUUCUAUUUAAGUAAAUAAUAGUCUCAA